AACAUCCUAAACGUCACUUCCGCUUACAUUUUGACAGCAAAACACUGCAAAAUACGACCAAUACAAAACAUAUUCAGUGUUAUAUGGUGUUUUUACCAGCUGCUGCUUACACAUUCAAAGUUUUGUAGCAUCGUGGAUGUGUGGAACGUAUUUUUGAAUAUAGGAAUAGAGAACGCAGCAAUUUUAGGGCUAGACGAUGAAGGUUCCCAACACAGACAGCGAGGUGGUUGAAGAAGCUGGCUCCUCCCAGGUGGACUACAACCAGGAGGAGGAGAUUCCACCAUACCUCCGUGAGGAGCCCCCAGAGGACCUGGAGAAAGAUCACCCUAAGACUGAAGCUGGCAUUGUGUGGAGAGUGGGAGGUGGCCUCUUCAACAUUACCAGGGGUGCGGUGGGCGCCACGCUAGGGGGUGUGGCCUGGGUGGGCUGUAAAAGCUUUGAACUCACGAAGACGGCGGUGACCAGUGUACCCGCUGCCGGGGUGGGCCUGGUCAAGGGCAGCGUCUCCGUGGUGACAGGCGGCGUCGGAGCGGUGGGAUCAGCGGUGGCCAAUAAAGUCACACCAAAGAAGAAAGACAAGUCUGAUUAGACCACGGCCCCACCAAGACACACUGCCCAUUUCCUGUUUACUAUGUGUUUGGAUUGGUUUGUGUGUGGGAGACCUGAUUCAUAAGGACGAGUGGAGAAGGGUUUUAGAGGAUGGGAUGGGUGGGGAGGGGGGUUAUUAGGAUGUGGGAGGUGAUAUGAAUGUUUUAGCUCACUGCCGAGGUUGUCCUAACGUUGGAGUCUCACUACUGAUUGAUGAGAAGCAGGGUGGGGGGAGUGAGUGGGAAAGAUGUACAGGGAGAGGGAGUUGGGGAGGGAGAGGGGGUCGGUCAUAUUUCUGGAUAAGGACAAUGUUCUGUUUGCUGUCUUGCACAAGACAGAUGAACAAUUUGCACCAGAUUCAGAAAGUAGGAGUGAGUAUGUUGUAAUGUUACAUUUGAAAUAGAUUAACAAGAAUUUGGCCUUAAAAUCAGCACCAACUCCAUUCUCAAACAAAACAAUUAUGUUUAUCCAAGUUUUGUUUCCAGUUCCAAUACACAUAAAAUCAGUGUGCUUGAAAGGAUAGUUUUUAGGGAUAGUUAUCAAGGAUAGUUAUCAAGCCUAUAUGACAACAAAACGACUUUACUUUUGAUUGUUAGACAUCAGUGAAAUGAACAGUUUUUAUAUGUUAAUCGUGCUGAUACAGUAUAAUUAAGUAUGUACCUUGUUUUGAGGCUUGCCUGCCUCAGUGAGUCCUACAGUGAGUAUAAGUGGAGCUCUUUUUCUACUAAUUUGUAUUAUAGUGGAGGUGGGGAUGGAUCGUUUUCUUGCUUCAUAAAUCCAUGGACAGCUUCAUCCAGGGGGCAUGGUGAAUAACUCCUGCUCUCGGCACUUCUUUCUUUCCACGCCGUGUUCAAUUAUCUAAGUUUGAGCUUGAGCUGUCCAAACAAACUUUUUUCCACCUCUAAGCAGUCACACCAACAUAAACAUCAGUAAAAAAAGUUUGUUCAUGUUUAUUUUCUUGCCGUCUGUACUCCAGUGUAUGUGCUUCUGGGGAUUAAUUACGUACUGAUACAGUAGUUAAGCCCGACAUGGCCGGAGGUGAAGGGAUACCUAUCAUCGACACACCCCGUACGUGUUUUCCACAACUCUUGUCCCAUUCCAUUUCAUUUUUUGUUUACUACACAUUGACAACUGAAUUAUUGUCCAUGGAAGUGAGUGUUAUCUUACUGUAGACAUACUCAUUUGGAUUUAAUUGGUUCGGUUGCAUUUAACACUACACAAUUGUCACUGUUACCAUUUUCAGUUGGAACAUAUAACACACUCCCACUCUGCAUCGUUUUUCUUUUGUUCUUGUGUCGCAAGCUUCAAGGUGUAGUUCUAAAGCAUACAGUAUCUACAAUGCUAGCAUUAGCAGCCUGUAUUUCUGUUUCAUUUUCAAUGCUUUCUGACCUCCCUCUGUGUGUUUUUAUCGCUUUCCUCUGCACAUUUUUUUCAGCUACUGUAGUAAAUAUGUCUUGGAGACUGUUACUUCAAACUGGACUUUAAGACUCAGUAGAUUUUGUCUAUCAUAGAACUAUUUUUGCAAAACUGAUGCUGUAUUCUAUAUAAAGCUACUUGUAUUUUA
Hypomesus transpacificus is the source of this 2152-nucleotide messenger RNA. RefSeq names its product Transmembrane protein 263-B-like. NCBI's taxonomy places the organism in Eukaryota, Metazoa, Chordata, Actinopteri, Osmeriformes, Osmeridae. The record is from RefSeq and is a predicted model, not a curated record. The transcript has 3 exons. Bases 197 to 589 code for a protein of 130 amino acids.